AGUUUAGUAUAAAAAGCCCGCUAGUUCAGGCUCUGACCAUCAUACAAAACUUUUCUAGAAGCAAGCAAUGGCUACUGGAUAUAAAAGAUAACCUCUGUUACUCUGCGAGCCAACCAUCACAAUGAUGACUGACUAUUCCUCACCGAUUCAAGACAUGCAGCCUGUGCGGGGGAUUGCAGAGGCCAAAUCGCUAGAGUUUCUUCAAAUGCGCACUGGUCGCUACGAUGCUGAUGAUACCAGUACCAGUGCAGAAUUCCUCUAUAAACAUUGGCUUGAUGCAUUAGAGAUCAUACGUGGAGGACUGAGUGAUGGGCCAUUGAGAAAAGAGCAUAAUGUCAAGCUAUUUGUUGAUAAUGACAGAAAGUUUGCAAAAUUAACUUACAACGAAGGCAGUGAGACAUGUAUGUUUAUAUUCAGUACUGAAUGUCCAAAAGAACUGAGUUCCACUGAAUUCUCACUUGUUCAUAUUUGUACGGAAAAUGUGAAGAAAGUGCAAGAUUCUCCUUUUCAACUAACAAAUGCAACGAGACUCAAUGCUGUGAAGUAUUUCUACACAGGGGCCAACUCACUGAGGCCUCUUCCUGCUCUUCCUAAAAAGUACAGGGUAGAUGUCAUCCAUCAAUCUGAAGUCAAUUUCAUUGUUUCGAAAUGGUCCCUGACUAAUAACUCUGAUAAAGCAAAACGACUAAUGAAGCAUUUCAUUUCAAGUUACCCAAACGUUGCAGUCUACGACACAACAGUGGAACCUGCUCAACCAGUCUCCUGGGCUACAUCAUCAGGAUUGGGUAUAAUAUAUAACCUGCAAACACUAAAAGGCCAUCAAGGGAAUGGACUUGGUACAGUCGUAGUACAAGAACUAACAAAGAAGUUGCUAACAAAAGGAGUUACUCCAAUUGCAUACAUAGAGAUUGGUAAUGACGCAUCAAUCAACCUCUUUAAUAAGUGCGGAUAUGAAAGAGUUGGAUCUGAAGGAUACUGCUUCUACUCAUAAAAUAGAACCAACUAACUUGCACUAAUCACGUCUAUGUUUACAUUAUAAUUUAAUUUCUGCGUGCAUAUAUCUGAUAAAUAUUUUCUGGGAAAAUUUUAUAGAGAAUAAUUAUAAUACCUUUAUAUGCCAAAGCAUGCACACUAAUAACUAAAUGCUUCCAAAAAGUUUCAAAUCACAAUGAAUUACAUCAA
Amphimedon queenslandica is the source of this 1182-nucleotide messenger RNA. RefSeq lists its product as uncharacterized. Gene Ontology annotation, molecular function: acyltransferase activity, transferring groups other than amino-acyl groups. The transcript has 5 exons. Bases 122 to 991 code for a protein of 289 amino acids. Lineage: Eukaryota; Metazoa; Porifera; Demospongiae; Haplosclerida; Niphatidae. The record is from RefSeq and is a predicted model, not a curated record.